UUCACGGUCAUUGUGAGAUUUGAGGAACAAGUCAAGUGUUGUCAGUGUCUUACAAGGGUAGGGCUCAGCUCAGCCAUUCUAUCUACACGCCGCUCCUUCACACUCUCACUCUCUCUUUCACAACUUUCGCCUUACUCUCUGACAGCUAAAAUGCAAGGAGGAUUAAGAACAUUUUUGUCCAACGGGAAUGUCAUUAAAAAUGCUGUUCUGCAACGGGUUCGCAUGGUGAAUCCCCUGUUGCAACCAAUCGCCUCCUCACGGUUUGAAUCUGUUACACCUGCUCGCAUUGAGGAACAUGGUUUUGAGAGCACAACAAUUGCAGACAUCAUGAAAGACAAAGGCAAGGGUGCAGAUGGAUCCUGGCUCUGGUGCACCACAGAUGAUACUGUUUAUGAUGCUGUUAAAUCGAUGACCCAAAACAAUGUUGGGGCUCUGGUUGUUGUGAAACCUGAUGCGAAUAAGGCAAUUGCAGGGAUUAUUACCGAAAGAGAUUACCUGAGAAAGAUCAUCGUGCAGGGAAGAUCUUCCAAGUCUACCAAGGUUGGAGAUAUUAUGACUGAGGAGAACAAACUUAUCACAGUCACUCCCAAUACCAGAGUUCUACAGGCUAUGCAACUGAUGACUGAUAACAGAAUCAGGCACAUUCCUGUGAUUGAUGAGAAGGGGAUGAUUGGAAUGGUGUCUAUUGGAGAUGUGGUUCGUGCUGUGGUGCGUGAGCACCGUCAAGAGGUUGAGCGUUUGAAUGCUUUCAUACAAGGGGGUUAUUAGAUGAUGAUGAUGAUGAAAAUCCCUGAAGAGCAUUCAAGCUAAUUUGGAUUAAGUAAUAAGCCUGAGUGCUUGUAAAUAUGUUUGUGAUUUCAGUUCUAUGAACAUUAACCCCAAUGGUGUAGUUGCUUGUUAAUAAUAACAACUGGAUGCAGUUUGAAUCUGUUUUCAACUUUCGAAAA
Vigna umbellata (rice bean) is the source of this 947-nucleotide messenger RNA. The record is from RefSeq and is a predicted model, not a curated record. Lineage: Eukaryota; Viridiplantae; Streptophyta; Magnoliopsida; Fabales; Fabaceae.